This is a messenger RNA of Spirometra erinaceieuropaei, 13317 nucleotides long. The record is from the annotation of a GenBank genome assembly. NCBI's taxonomy places the organism in Eukaryota, Metazoa, Platyhelminthes, Cestoda, Diphyllobothriidea, Diphyllobothriidae.
AUGUUUUUACGAGGGGCUACCAUAAUAAUUUCGCCGCCUCUUCGUUUAUCACGGCUUCCCGGGUUUAAUGAUCCAUGCGUUGAUGAUGAUGAUAAUGGUGAGAAGAAAAAGCAGAAGAAGAAGAAGAAGAAGAAGAAGAAGAAGAAGAAGAUGAUGAUGAUGAUGAUGAUGAUGAUGAUGAUGAUGAUGAUGAUGAUGAUGAUCUCUGCCCGUAAGUAGUCUGGCAGUCCAUGAGCCCGAGUUAUUGAUUCUCCUUGGGACGUUUGUUUCCAAUCUGCUAGGUCCCACUUCUGUUCGCCCCAGUGUUCAUACGUGCUGGUGCUCGUGCCUGGGGGGGGGGCAGGUCGUGCGUGUGGCGCGUGCAGACAGGGUCACUUGAUAUGUCGGCCAUCAAGCCCAUUUCCCGCACCUGUCCACUGACCGGCUCGGACAGCGCCUGGGGCCUGGAAGUGGGAAAGCAGAGUGAGGUCGACGACCCAGCGCAUUUUCUUCACUACAAACAAUCUGACGCGCUUGAAGCUAUCAUAGUGUGCCAAGGACCGUGGCUUGGAAUGUUGCUGACUGGCAAGAAGGCAGCAAUGGCUCCUUCUUAAUGUGAUCUUAGUGGCACUCCUUUUCCGUCGGGUCCGAGCCAGGUGCGGCGGCACGCCUAGGUGCGGCCCCGGCCCUGCCAGCCCCUUUUGCUGUUGGUUAAAAUCCUGGUCAUUUACUGUGUGGACCAGGGGGUGGUGGCACGUCUAGGCGCGGGUUCGACCGUGCCAUCCGCCUGCGCCCUCUUCCACCACUGGUCUUCUUGACUCUAUCUGGACACCGGGUCCGGGUGGGGAGUGGGGGAGGAGGGAGUGCGAUAGAUGCUGUACAAAUCCUCCACCAUUAUAAACUAAUUCGCACUGAAUUCACCGUCCCUGCUCUCACCUUGCUGUUGUGCACACAGUGGACAUCGUCGGCAACGGCGGUCGAACUAUCAAGAGUUUGCAACAGAUGCACAGAAAUCCCAGUUUCCUUCGGUAUCCCACCAAAUAUAAUUCAGUAAGACGUCAUGCAGUUGACGGAUAUGCCUUUGUUCCGUCGCCCUACACCGAGUUUAUUAGGGCAUACAAGAGGCUUAUCUUUAUUAGCCCCUUCUAAAUUUGUACAGAACGAGAGUUCCUCAUUUCGCGAUCCUCAAAUGAAAGGUGGGCACCGCGGAACAAUUUCGGACCAUUUCAUUCGCCCGUCACAGCCUGGAUGACACUAUGUUAGCCUUGUCGAGGUGCGUAAAACAGUCGGCUUGGUUAUCGACCCAGGCCUAAGCUACUGCUAGCAGAUGCACCAAGAAUCUUCCCAAACUCUUCCACGGAUAACAAAAUCCAAGUGAUCACACACGAGCCAGGCAGUCGAUCUAUAUCCACUUGGUCACCGAAACCUCAGAGAGCUUGCCCAAAGUCAUCGCUACGCUGUCGUGUCCACUUACCAGCACAUGCCGGGUUUCUGCCCGGGGCUUUUCUUGUUAAAUCACCAUAAGUCGUAGUACCAGCAUUGCCAAUCAUUCUAACUUUUGAAGUCAUCACUUUCUUGGACGGCAUUUCCCCUGCACUGUCUUCUAUGAGAAAGGUUUUAUUAAUUUACCUGGCUUCCAAAGGGCCACUUUGCUACCUCUGUGCUGGUUCACUUGCCGUCCCCUUCCUUCAAACUCUGCCCACGCCAACACUCUUUGAGCACUAGUCAAUUCCAAUUUAGGAUUUUUAUGCGCGGAUUCCGAAAAGGGACCAGUCCUACGGGUCAGAAAAUUGUUUGGUUAAAAGCCCUCGCCCAAAGCUUUCCUUUUAUUCAGACUAAUUUCUGACUUUUGGAUGUGGUAAGCCAGCAGUUGUUCGGAGCAAAGAUGCUCAUGCCAACUCUGCGAGGAAUAAGGAUGUCAACGUUUUUAUUAGCCGAGGACACAAAAAGGGCGCAGCAGCUCCAGUAGUAGGUUUGGAUUCGCAGAACCCCUCUAUCGAAUCUGAUCUAAUACAUAGAAAAACUGUUAAAAUAUCCCAGGCCAGUUCAUAAAUAAACAAUAGAAGCAAACAGUUUUCCAUGACUUCAGGCGAAGCAGGUUCGAUCACUUUGGAACAUAUUGUAGCCGAAUAACCUCAUUCGUGGGGUACAUGAGUACUGAGGACAUGAAGUUUUAUUCACACAGUAGGGCGACUCAUAUUUCAAACAGUCCAGCAAAAUUUUAUCCUUCUUAACUCCUGUCCUAUAACUCCCUCCAGAAAUAUGUUGCAAUUAUUUCGGAUUGUCUGCAAAUGGAUCUAUCUGCGCAACAUCGCAACAUUUUUCUUUAAACUCUUCUGACUUAUGUCCUAAAACUUUUCACACUUCCCCAAAACUGCCGGCUAAAUAAUAUCGAAAUCCCCGCUAAGUGUUCUUGCAGGAAUUUUAAAGGACGGGAAAAUAAUUUCCCCUCAAAACCGCUUUAUUGUUUAGUUUUUGGGGAAAUUUUUGGACAAAUGCAUCAACCACGCGGACAUCUGAGAGAUCACGGCAAGACGCCAGCAGUCGCACUAUAGCCAGAUAGUUCGAAUUUGAACCCAAGCUGCGGCCCCGCGAAUCAAUAUUCGUAGCAAAGAGUCCCUGACGCGUUCACUCUUUGAAAAAGUGUAAACGAAAAGUUUGCACAUUCGCGACUGCAGCCGAGUGUACGAGAACCAAGCUCGCGUGGCCCAAUCAGCACGUUCAGAGCCUGUGAAAUUUAAUCGGUAGCUAAAGCUCACUAGAUUUCGCUCUGAUAUUCACAGAGCGUCGGCACCAGUGCAUUGAAAUUUCGCCGAACCAAUCAGCCUGCACACUCUGGUCAUUGUUUGGUCAUGUUGUGUUAUGAUGGAAAUCAACCUAAGGCCGAAUCUCAUUCGCUGCCACAGAGCGCAACCAGCAGCGUGUCAGGCAGCUUUGGGCAGACGAAAAUGAUCUACGACAGCUCAACCAUACUUUCGAACAUUUCGAUGGCGAGCAAACAGGACAAUCAAAAUGCAGCCGCACUUUCGGCGGAAGAAGGGAUCGCCAAGUUACUAGAAAGAACAAAGUACACAAUUUCUCAGGAACAUGGUCAACGACGCUAUGGUCCUCCACCAGACUGGACCGGAGAAACUCCGCAGCGAGGAUGCGAGGUUUUCAUCGGAAAAAUCCCUCGAGACUGUUUUGAGGAUGAACUCAUUCCUAUUUUCGAAAAAAUAGGACCAAUCUACAUGUUCCGCCUGAUGAUAGAAUUCAACGGAACCAAUCGUGGUUAUGGAUUCUGCGUAUAUACCAAUCGUGAAGAUACUAAAAGGGCUGUGGACGAAUUGAAUAAUUAUGAAAUUCGUAAAGGAAAGACAAUAGGCGUGUGCCUAAGUGUUGAUAAUUGCAGGCUUUUCGUCGGUGGAAUCCCAAAAAAUAAAACGCGCAGUGAGAUCUUAGCGGAGAUGCAGAAAGUUACGGAUGGUGUGAAAGAUGUCAUCUCUUACCCCAGCGUCACAGAUAAGACGAAAAACCGCGGCUUUGCUUUUGUUGAAUAUGAGAGCCACAAAGCAGCUGCAAUGGCCAGAAGAAAACUUAUUCCUGGGCGUAUUCAACUGUGGGGACAGCAGAUUGCAGUGGACUGGGCCGAACCCGAAAGGGAAGUUAACGAGGACAUCAUGUCGAAGGUACGGAAACAUUCUGUUCCCCUUUUUAUACGGCUGAGCGGAGUCCAAGUCUUUUCACAUCAUAUAGCUCAAAUGUAGGCUUUAAAUAAAGCAGUUCUGUAGGAAGCACAGCUUUAUACAGACAUUUAAAAGUGAGCUCAUUAAGUAAAUUUCGAGAAACUAAAACCUGAAGUAAUGACUUUGGCUUCCAUUCUAUUAUCUCACUUUCGUUUGAAAUCUCAACACUGUCUUGUGGCUCACCUGAAAUUGUCAACGACUGAGCAUUUACAGCAUUGCUUUCACCAAAUUUUAAUGCAAAUAAAGGUUUUCUCGUUUUGAUGACUUACGAAAUGCUUGGAUAGCCCCCCAAUUAUGCCAAGUUCAUCGGAUUUAGGAGUUAUCUUAUAAUAUUUCCAGUAUUUAUGUAAAUCGUCACCUGCUUUUUUUAUUCGGACAAAUCUAAGGUAAAGAUAUUGUACGUGAGAAAUCUGAUGCUGAGCACUUCCGAAGAUCGCCUCCGAGAAAUCUUCCUGGAAGCCGCCGGCAGUGAUCCACAGAGUAUUGAACGUGUAAAGAAAAUAAGUGACUACGCAUUCAUCCAUUUCAAAGAACGUGAAAUUGCGAAACGUUGCAUGGAAGCUCUCAGUGGUUCGUUUUCACUUGCUUUAGAUCAUGAGUUUGCGGUUUUCCCUUUCAUUCUACGAUUUUAUUGUGAGAAUGACAAUGCCGGAAAGUAUAGUUAUCUAACUGCACAUUUGUCACCCUUUGCCUAACAAAGAAUAAGGAUCACUGUCUCUCUUUCAUGUAAUUUCUACCUAACUUACUCCACCACAUACUAAGUGGUAAGGUGAACUUUCUAGAACCGACAAGCUGUCUUCAGAUCCUUCGGCAUAAUUUUUCCUAGAGGCCGGAAUUUACAUAUUUUUUCUUCUGUUUAGCCGUACGCGCCACAUCUUUAGUUAUUUGCUGCCGAAAGCUUGAUUUUAGGUCUAAGGUGAUCCGUACUCACCCAACUGCCCGCCUCGCGCGAAUGACGAACCCCAGGACCAAAUAGAGGGAAGGGGGAGUCAAACGUAUUUAAUAUGUGAUUGGUUAUUGCCGUUUCCCUCGGUCGCACGAACGCGCCUUUCCUACCCAUGCUACGUGACGCGAACCAAUAAAAACAUGCCCGCGGCUGUCAAACAAAUCGGUCACCGGGUUUAGCGUGCGGAAACGUCCCCGUGAGGCGUUGAAAUUACAGGAGGGAAGAACGUGAGACUAUUGUGUUGUGAGUACUGGAAAUGCGUUUAAUCUAAGGGCCAUUAACUUGCAAUUUAACGUGGAAAUUACGGCCAACAUACACACUUGACACGGCCAAUACCGUCAACUGCUGGAGCAUUUAUACUGGAAGACUGUUGGAAAUAUGGGAACUACACGGCCAGAAAACGUGCUCAGGACAUAGUGCCUAGCUCAAACUUGGAGGCAGUCCGUUCGAAUUCGUUUAACUUUUUCCGUCUUCUGGUUACACGAGAGCCAGCUCUUCCUAGUCGGCCAUUGGACUGUUAAGGGUACUUUUCUGUUUUCCAAGCCCUAAACUGAGCGUGGGAUCUGGCUUCAGUUGUAUGGUUGACCUGAACGUAUCACCGCCUUCCCCUUGUUUUCUGCUAGUGAUGAUGUUAAAUACCUUCAGAUCUUGCCGAAAAGGGGCCCAUCGUGUUUGUGACUGAUUUUUUCAUUCGCGCAGACAGUUGGCCCAUUUAAUGGGCUGAAGUUGAUGUCCACUCCCUUUGCUUAUGCGCACGAUUGCCAAAGUGAUUAAGAGUGCAACAAUUCUUCCUUCAAAUAAGACAAUAAAAAUCAGGGCUGGGAAAAACAACAGAAAACUGUACUUCAUCCGGGAUAGGAGCUCCAGUUUUAUGAAAAACAGUUUUGCCUUGUCCCAUCAGACUUCGGAGAGCAAGCCCCUUUGUGGGCAAUCAACCCGAUCGACUAAGUAUGAGAAAAAAAGUACUGAUUAUGAAGAUAAGGGCAUUCUCGUCAAAUAAUGUUUUGUGGGAAGAAAAUAACUCACCAAUCGAGGGUUUAUGUCAUUUAAUUUUUUUGAAGGCACCAACAUCGACGGCUCGAUUAUUGAGGUGACCUGGGCCAAGCCGGCGGACAAGGGGGACCCCGUUCGACCUCAGUCGUCUCGGUCAAGUAAACAGCUCAUGGACUGGAGCUUCAACGCUGACCUAACAAAUGCUGGCAACCUCUUCCUUGACCCCACAGCUGCUAUAUUUGCCGGCUCCGCUCCGGGUGCACCGUUCCUAAUUCCUUCAAUGUCCAACGAUUCUGUAUCAAGUGUCGGUCAGCUGUUGCUCCCGAAUUCGGGGUAAGCUCUAAGUAAUGUACGGACUCUGUUAACAACUAAAGCUCUUUCACUGAACUUUCGGCCCCACGGGACAAAGAAGACUUAUGUCUUGAGGUAGUGGUAGAUGUUGAACUUCUGGUCGACUGGUAGUACUAUCAUACAGUAACUGCUGUUUACUAUAGUCUUCCUUCUAGGGUCUUUCUAAAGUUAUUGACUUAUUCUGCUAACGUUUCAACAUCGGUUAUCUGAUCAUUACAUUCUCUUCAGGUUUAAUGAGGAGAGAUGCAUUUCAGUGCCACCUUCACUUUAUCGGUUUCUUCAGUGGUCUGAGAUAUCUUAAUUUAGUCCUAGUCGUUAGUCCGAUCUGGGAGGUGCGUUAGACUGAGUCAUUUGAGAAUGAUUCCGUCCUAUAGUCCAGGGUCUUGGUCAAAUGUGCUAAUUCAAGGGGGCGGAAAUUAGGAUAAACCAGUUGUCAAUUUAGAGUGAGGUCAUCGAGGCGUCUGAAUUGUACUAAGAUCUACAGGGUGUUGCCUUUUUAAUGGGACUAGGAGCCCUUCAGGUGAUUACAUCUCAGUAAAUAAUGAAUCGGUAGGAAAGAUUUUCAAGUAGAAUCACUUCCAGCACUUUAAAUUCUAAAGGCUAAUAAUUUCUAAAUUUCCAGCUCGAGUGGUUUCCGAGUGGGAUCGUCAAGAUCUGGUCGGCGCAAUGCCGCCGGUGGUAGAAGCGCGGCUGCUCAGAGGGAGAGGAAGCAUCCGGUAGAAGUGAGUUCAACGACUUCAUUAUAAGUCCCUUUACCUGUACGUUUACUUUUAUAUGCAAACAUUAAGUAGCAUCCAAACUUUCGUCAGGAACCCGCGUCUACCUCAGGAAGUAAAAAACCGUUUAGCAGAAAGUCGGUUUGAGAAUUGCGUCGUUCUUUCGUUCUCUGGGAACACCAGUUCACAUGUGAUCUCUACGAGAUAUUUUAUUUCAUGAAUUCCUAGGUCUGGAAGAUUUGUUGGCCUAAAAACGAGGCUUCCAACUGGACGUGACAUUUUUUUAAUUCUUGCAACUUUCACAAGGGUGGCGGGGAGGCUUACCAAUCACCUCCUGACAGGAAGGUCUGGGAAGAUUUGUUUGUACUUCAAACACACCGCAACACCCGAGAUGCAGUGUUACAGAACUUGAAAGACGCUCAUGAUAGUUCGACCGUCGCAUCAGACGAUGUCCACCGUGUGCUCCACAGCAGGGUGAAGCAGGCACAGUGACUUGUGCGUGAAUUAGUUUAUAGUAAUAGUAGACUGGAACAGCAUCUCCCGCACUUUCUCCUCCCAACCUGGAUCCGUUGUCAAGACAGAAUCAAGAAGUCCGGAGGCGGGGGGGGGGUGCGCAGGUGGAUGCACGGUCGAGCCCGCACCUAGGCGUACCAACAUAGCCCUGGUCCACAAUAAAGACUUAACCAGGACCUUGACCAACCACAACAACAAUCAAAACAGCAGAAAAGUCGUGGAUGACUGGGCAGUCAUGCACGCGACCUCUAUACCCAACGAGAGCGCAUGCGCAUAUACUACCAGAAAAUCAGGUACCGGAGAACUGCCACCGCACACCAGGCUGAUAAGAUCGUGGUUUGCUGAUCAGGACAUAGGAGACGCUCACAAACCUUGCGGCUCAGAAGGGCGACACACAGCCCUGCAUUUGCCUGGACCAUCAUCCUCCAAAGGCCGGGUAACCAGUCAGUCAGCGACUGAAAGGCACUACCCAUUAAGUGACACACACUCCUCACGUGCGUGAGUGCCCAACGACCCUCAUAUUUGGGUUUUAAUUAACUGGCUAUGAAAAACGGAUCGAAGAAGCUUCCUAGUCUGCCAUCUUACUGGUAUAUUCAACAGCCAAAUUUGUUACUGUAUGCUCUUUCAUAUUUCACUUAAUCUCCCAUCGAAACGUAGUAUAGGAAACGGUCGGAUAAUAUACUUCGAGGGCCUUUGUUUGAAGCACGAUAUAGGAGGAGGAAAUUUAAAUCCCAGAUGCGUAGGUAUUUGUUGCGUUCACUGACCUGAUCCGUUUCACCCAAAGUGGGCGGAAAAACUUUACUUCAUGUAUCACUGAAAAUAUUUUCUAUCAUAUUGAAAAGCUUCAUGUAGAUGCAAAACAUACGGACGUUACUCUGGCACUACGUGAGUUUUCCUCCCUAUGCCCCAUCAAAUCAACGGUUACAGACGGGUAGUACCUUUGAUUAACCAAUCAGAUAUGUGAGCUGAAUCGAUUGUUUCCCGCUUUCCAAGGACCGAUUUUCAAUCAACACUCGAGAGAUCUUAAAAUUUUCCAUCGGCCAGGCUAUUGUGCUUUUGUGUACAUUUAUUUUUCUUGCAAGCGUUCCUCGAGUCUGGAAAUAAUCGCACUAUGCAUAUCACGGCCAAACAUGGAGAAGCUUGUAGUACCGAUGGAUUUCCGACUGGUUUGCUCUGUUUAGCUGAUGAAACACCGGAAAUUAUACGGCAACUAAAAUAGCACGUACAAAUUGAUGCGCACCCUGUCUGUUCUCAUACACCACAAAUUGUGCUGCCUCAAGCAGUAUUCCUGGUGACCAGCAUAGUGGCUUUCUGAUUGCACAAAUACUGAUUGUCAUAGAUGGUAGGCCUCUUUCACCCAAUCCAUUCUUAACCUCCUAUUCCCCGCUCUCACCGUUCCUUCCUCGCAGAAACUCCAGCAACAUCAGUUCAAUCCUUUGGUUUAUUGCGAGGUUUGUCCAGAUUUGGUUUGCAAGCUUUGCCUGCGCUGAUUCUAUUGCUUGUCAAUUAUCUCCCCUUACUGUUUCGUGCUACAAGGCUGUGCUCUGCCAUAGAACACUUCCACCGUACACAGUCGCAUGUGUAGCAACAGGAGUGCACCCCAGAUCCUUCCCAACGCCUGCCUUCCUAAUCCCCUCUAGUCCCCGCUGUCAUUACUGACGUCGGUGGUGCCCUCAAGUGUCAUUUUCACCCUCUUUUAGCUUCUAGAAGAUAUCUGUCAGCGUAACGGCCUGGAGCCGCCAGUAUACGCAGCUUUACCGGUGGACAUGAUUGAAUUUGGCAGCGGCGGCAAAGUCUCUCUCUAUAUCGGUCAGGUCAGUUAGUCUUGUCCAGUGAUUUUGACAUUUGAGAAAAAAGAGACUGAUGACAAGCAUAACUUCUGCAGAGUCACCCUCUAGACCUAUAUGCUGUAAGGGACUAAAAUAACUAUAUACUGUUUUUAAUGGAGGUCACACUUACAUGUCUAAGAAAUGACUAAGGUGUGAGAUUAGAUCACCAGAGACCUCUAGCGAAAUUCUUAACAUAAAUUCGAGAUGACUUGUAUCGAGAAGACAACGCGAACAUGCCCUUAGACUUAAAAAACGUUAGCGAAAAAGGCAAUGGAUGUUAGACCCGGUUGCAAGUACUCCCUAUGUUAUUAAAUAAUGUCUUUGACUGAUUUGUGCUCUCAUCACCAUUACUGUAUGAAGUAUUUAUGAUGAGCCUAGAAAAACGCAAUCUGGGUAGGUAUGAAUUUAACGUCUGUCCACUCCAGCUUCCUGAAUUAGCCUGCUGUUCAAUUAACCAAGAUCGAACCUUGCAUUUUUAUGCUUAGUAGGGAACGCUGCUUGUAAAUGUCCUGGUAGUAACUUGGGCUGAUAUUCCAGAGAAUACCUGUGGCCCAGUGGUUAACACCAAAAUGUGAAGACAAAUCUGAUGAAAGAAAAUACUUGGAAUGCUUGUAGGUCACGAUCCCGAGCCUACGGAUUCAGUGUCAUACGCCGAAAUACUACCGUACAGCGGAGGAAGCCAAAGUCGGGGCAGCGGAAGCGGCUUUCUUCUACCUGCACCAGGCCCACAUUCAGUUGCAGAUGGCGUUGUCUGAAUGUAAGUUUAUUAACAGUGUUUUUACUAGUCAGUCUAAUGCACAACUUACGAUGAGAGGACUCCGUGCGUACAUUAUGCCAAAUUGUUACUGAGUAUAACCUCUCGCUUUGGGAAAAUGUACACGCAAAGAACUCAUUAAAAGACUUGUGGUUGAGAUCUCUGGCUGAACUUUAAACCCUACUUCUGUCAUUCUUAGGCUAGUUACUUGAGGCACCCUGUGAGGUCGGGCCCAUUUCGCUUCUUCAACCAAAACAGAGGUUGUUAGAACAAUACUAAUGUACCGUUUCGAGUUAAUUAAUUCAAAUAAUUUCCUCAUGGACGACGGGAUGACCCAAUUGUAAGAUUAGUUAUUAUAUCUAUGCGACUUUUCAAGACUCCUAAAAGGGUUCUAUAAACCCCUCUGCCUCGGAUAUGAACAGCUUCCUGCAAACGAGGCUAUCUAACACAACCAACAAAACUAAUACUAGUUAGCCUCAUAACGAGCCAUAUCAUUUUCUGUCUUGUUGAUUUAUCGUUCGCGGCCUUUCUGCGCUUUACUUAAGUGCUUUCUGAGUUCAGAGAUUUCAAGUAAAAGGAACAGGGUUUUUAUGAUUGGCCAUGUGUCAUGUAUAGUUUUACUUUUAAAAGCCACUAAGACCGGUCUACGCUACCCGCUGAAGGGUAUGGAGGUGCACCUGGAGCGCGGGACGUGCGUGUGAUUAUGCGCGGAACUGCCUGUCAAUUGGAGUAUGCACAACUGAGCUCGGCGCGGCACUGAAUCGGCACAGCACGCCCCUUUCCCCGAUUUUUGCACCGUAGGCGUUCGGAGUCGAAGUCACCAAAUGCAGAGCAGUUGGCGUUUUCCGGGUGUUGCAUCGAUGUCAAAGGUCAUCGGUAAUUUCGCGCAUUUUCGCGCAGGCGACUCGGUAGUGCGCGUAUGCACCCGCCACGUCGACCUUCGAGCAAUCGAUAGAUUGAUAAAACCAAUCGGAAGUCGAGCUGCGCCCAGGCUUUGUAUAUAGCUUGCCCGAGCUGUUUCGUUCGUUCGUCGGCGCAGCCUGCUAUGCGUUCAGGCACAGAUGCAGGUGAGCGGAGGGGGUGAGCUACGCUCAAAAAGGGCAUAACUCUGUACAGAUAAUGUAUGCAUUUGUGGACCAUGGUGCGUUCGGUGCUUGUGCCACGCACGCAAUUGGCAACCAGUGGCCCUAAUCGUUCUACUGAGAAAGACCGCAAUGUUUACGCUAUUUCUCUCUCUCUCUCUGUGUGUCUGUCUGUCUCACAUGCCCGCGCGGGCACAACUGUCGACGUGGUCAGUGCCUUCGGCGGCUGCUAGAGUGGCCUACUUUGCAAAUAACUCCAGAAUACGGUUACUAUGGCACUCGAAAAUUGGCUUCUAUGGAAAGAGGUUAAGCGCGAGAUCAUCUACUCUCGUUUGCCAGUAACUUAGCGAUGAACAGUCUACCUCCACCCCCAGUAUUUUGUAAAUUAUGGUCCUGUGGCCGCAUAUUGCAAAUAAAACGCAUUCCUCGAUAAAGUGCCCACCUCAGAACGAAACUAGGACAGUUUGCAUAAAUCACAAAUCUUUCAUAUACUAGGCAGCCAAAUUAAAAUAUAGCACGCCUCUGGGGAUGUUUCCACUGGAAGAGGCCCGGUUGUAAAUAUACACCAGAUGCCAUCAACCCGUCCUAGCGGAAAGUGACUGUUCAUCGGUGCCACGCCAGACCAUCCGGUCUGCUCUUCGAUGGUUAACGAUGUUGGUGAUCAGUUUAGUUUGAAGUUGUUUCCAUUGUGCGUACUGAGCAACACCUGUUUUAUAGGCUCUGGUACAGCAAUGCUGGCGGCGGAUAUCAUUGAAAAAGAUACAUCGAACACACAAGUUCAAGGCAGUGGUGGAUCCAAGAAGAAGGUUAGGUCUUCACACAAAUCAUGCUCGAACGCCAGACGCCGUUCAGAGAAGUCAUACUCCAGGCAACCUCACCAUACUAAAAACCUCGAAGAAACUUCUACGGUUUCCCAGUCCACGUUGACCCCGACAGAGUUCGAUUGGACUACCCCGCUCAUCGCAGAGGAUGGUCAUAUGGCCUACAUCUCUGGAGAACCUGCUAUUCUGCAGCCGGCUUGCUCCGAGGAGGGGUUUGGGGUUAGCCGAAUGACCUCUAAAACGGAUUCAGCCUCUGAAAUGUCGGCGAUGCGAGCGGACGACCCAAUUGUAUACUUGGACGAUAGAUCGUACCCCCUGGAAUGCGAUAUCAGCACUCGGGGGGACAUUGCGAACGUCAUUUUACCGACAGACAAUUUCGUACCCAGUCUGGAAUGUCACCUGGCAACUAAUCCCGCUAUUCUAUGCUCAAACAAGUGUUCCGGGUAUGGCCUAGCCUCCGGAGGUCUUCGAGUGGCGCAGACGCCGCUACCCACGGCAGCGCAAAUGCCCCAGUGUAUGCCAAGCGUGAGCACUUUGCCGACAAACGAAGACUCACAGAUUGCAAUCAGUGAAGUCCUGUUUGAGCCACUUAUUCCCACAACACAUACCAUGCAGCAGAAUAUGCUUGUACCGGCAAAUUACGUACAAGCUCCAAGUCGGGUUUUCAGCAGUAAGAGUCUUGUUGAGGGAGUUUCGUUUGGUUGAGUUGUUAGGAAAUCUUUAGUCUUUUUUCCUUCCGAUCUGACCAAUCACGCCUUUCCUUUGUUAAUCUUAGUGAAUAAUCCAUUCACAAGUACUGCAGCCAGUGGAAACUGCUCCUCAGGCCUUCAACCUCCAGUUGUGCCCAUGCUUCUUCAGCAGAAUACACCUUCAAGAAAUUCGUCAUUUCCUCCACUAUCAACGACCCUUCAGUGUCCCAACGGUCUAUAUCCUCCAGUCACAGCUUCUACUGCAUUCCCACCAAUUUUGCCACUGACGGGAGGCGAGGGAGCCUUACCUCUCGGUCAGGUGCCAAAUCUACAACUUCCAAACCACCUUCUCGACUAUUCGGCACAACUAUUCCCAAAUCGGCUGACAGCCACCAACUUUCUCCCCUGCAGUGGUGUGAUACCUGCAGGUGCCGUCUUUUUGGACCCCACUAGUAUCAACGCAGCAGUUAAUGCAAUGGGAAAUUCGAUUAGCCCUCAACAGUGCCAAAGUCCUGGUCUGGGGCCUGGUGGCAUUAUGAGUCAUCAGAACAGCGCCUUGAAGACUGACCUCAUUUCUACUGCAAACUGCCAAAAUGGCAAUAGCGCUUUGGCACCAUUUGGCCAAGCGAACGGGUCAUCAAAAGUUGGUAAUCUUUUGCCUCUGAUACAGACCUUAUCAACGCCCCUUUUACCACCUUCUUCAACCGCGGUCUGUGGAGGUUCACUUGGACACCAGGCGGGUGCCUCGAACUGCACCCCCGGUCUGCAAUCGCCAGUGGUUCAGACGUCUCUGAAUGUGCUUUCAAUGCCACAGAUCAAGAUUUCAGUCCAGAGCCUCACCAACCUCGCAGCACAACCGACCACCUCUGCAGUACUCACCGGAAAGAUCUCUGACAGCGGCUCCAUGUCGCAAGCGUGA